Drosophila innubila is the source of this 2235-nucleotide messenger RNA. RefSeq names its product early nodulin-75. The transcript has a single exon. The annotation marks the transcript as partial. The record is from RefSeq and is a predicted model, not a curated record. Lineage: Eukaryota; Metazoa; Arthropoda; Insecta; Diptera; Drosophilidae.
CUGCUGCCGUUGACUUUGGCCCAAAGCGAACAGAACUCAAAGGUCAAUGUCACAGAUAGAGACAGAGACAGCAACACCACUGUGCCUGCCCAGCUUCCACUUCCACUUCCACUUGGCAGCAACCACAGUGAUCUUCCCAAUGCCGAGAAAUUGACACGUUAUCGUCGACAUCCACCACACGGCUCCAAGCGGAGCAAACAACGAAGACGUCGUGUAAAGAGUCCUGUGCCCAAGAUUAAAUAUGGACCACCAAGUUAUCCGUCGGCACCAGUCAGCAGCUACUAUAAGCCCGCCUCUCCCUCCUCCUCCUCCUAUCCCUCCCACCACAUGGAGCCAAGCUUCUCCAUUGAGGAUUUCCAGCAUCUCAAGUUUGAUGGCACUGAUUUUCACAUUCCCGCCUCCAGUUACGAGGCGCAAUCUAUGGAUCUGAAUCUCUACAGUCAUGAGGAUAAUGAUCUCUAUGGUGCCCACAAGUUUCCCAGCCUGGAGUACAGUUUUCCUGAGCAUGAAUCGCCUCCGGUGAGCUCCUAUGAGCAUACGCCGCAUCAGAAAUAUGGAGUUCCUCCAUUGCAUCAGAGCUUUGAGCCGAGCAGCUAUGAAACUCCCGAAUCCUAUGUAUCCAAUCAUUAUGCACCACCGCCUGCACCACCAGCAUCGUCGGCAUCGCCUUCUACGCACUAUGGUGUGCCGUCUGCUCCGGCUCAUGUGCCCAGUUAUACGCAUCCAGGGCCACCGCCUGCUCCGGAUUCCUACUCCAUCUAUGAGCAGAAGAUUCCCAAUGCCGGCUAUCAUCAGAACUUUGCUGAACCACCGCGUGCACCACCGGCUGGACACAGCUCCAACUAUGAGAUCUCCUAUUCUCCGCCUGCCUACGAGAUCAGCACAUCCUACCAGGAUAGUGAACCACAAUAUGAGCACAAUUAUGAGCCUCCAGCGUCUGCCCACGACGGACACUUUGCUGAACCACCUCCGCCUGCACCACCACAGCAUCCUUCAUCAUAUCAUCCGCCUCCACAUGCUCCUUCGUAUUCACCUCCGGCUCCUCCUCAGCAUCCUCCGUCGUAUUCCCCUCCACAUCCACCUCAACAUUCUCCUCCGUAUUCACCUCCACAUCCUCCUCAACAUGCUCCUUCACAUCCGUCGCAACAUGCUCCUCCUCAUGCUCCUCCACAUCCGUCGCAACAUCCUCCCAGCAACUAUGCCCAGCCGGAGGCUCAGCCACCCAGCAGCUAUACCAAUGUGGAGUUGCAUCCCAAACCCAAUCCUGCCCAGCAUUAUCCCAAUGAGAACUAUGCGCUGCCCUCGGAGGAAUUGCCGCUGAGUCCGAAUCACAAGUUUCCCAGCUUUGAUUUUCCCAAGUCCAGCUAUGAGGUGCCCAUCUAUGAUCCCAUUCCCUUCGAGGCAUCCAACAAGGAGGAGCAGGAAUCCUAUCCACCCAUCUUACCCGACAGCAGCUCCAAUGAUCUGCCCUCGGAUGCACAUGCAUCCGGCAGUUCUCAGUCCCCAACCACGCGGAGGAAGCGAAAGCGACGACCCUCGACGGCAUUGAUCUCCAAGAAGCAUACACUGGAUGUGCCCGAGUUGCAGGAAGCCUACGAUGCGGAUUCCCAUGUGCAUGUGAGGGGCACCGACUUGGAUACGGCGGCACAUGGCUCCCGCUACGUGGAGCAGAAGCGCAACUAUGUCACCUCCACCGCGUCCACGUCAACGGUUACGACGCCAGCUCCUUGGAGUCCCAUGCGAUUUCGCACCACAUCGAGUGGUGGCUUUAUUCCCACCAUUAUAACCAGCACACCACCCAGUCAAACCACCAGCAGGAGCAGAAGUCGUGGCACCUCUCGCUUUCGCAGUCGCCCCACCACGGAGGCAUCCUCCACGGCGGUGACCAUACAAAAGUCUCGCUCUCAGAGCUACUACGAUGGCACCAUUGCACCGCCUCACUAUCAACAGUUCCCCGGGCAAACGGGGCGUGGCACAAGGCCAACACGGCCAGGUCAAGGACGAGGCGGAGGAGCACCACCUGGUGGCAUCACGCUCGCCCUACAGCCCGGCACUGAGAGAAAUCCCACAUUGAAACGUACCACCAAAGGCGUCUUCGAUACGACGCUCUUCAAGAGUCCCCAGAGCGAUCGCGAAUUGGAGCACAAGCUCCAUAUGCUGCGCCAGAACUUGCCAAAAAAUCACAAACUAUAUUAGACAUACUAUUUAAAUGGGAGACUUUCAUACAGAAGUGGG